AUGUCCCAAGCAUGGUUCCGGCACAUCGCUCCAGACCGCAAAGGCAUCAGCUUCAGUGAGUUCUGCAGGCAGCUUUCUGUGUUGGGCUAUGAGACUGACAUGGCCGAACUGUGGAGCUCUUUGAAACCCUCUGGCCCAUUCAUUACGCUGAAGGCGGUGGACCCAGUGGCGGCGGAGGAGCUUGAAGCCCUGGCGUACUGGUGUCGUGACUCAGGGGGAGGUGAUGCAGGUGCAUUGGAAGCUUUUCUGGCGGCCGGUGGUCGCUGCUGUGGUGCGGUCCCUCUGCAGGACCUGGCUACUGGCCUGCAAAGUCUUGAUUGCCCGCAAAGGUUAAUGAAGGCGCUCUCCCUGCUGGAUCCGUGGCAGCGUGGCAGCGUUUGCGCACAAGACUUUUUCGCUGUAGAGCAGGACCCCGCGCGCCGGAGGGCGCUAGACCAACGCUGGCAGGCAUUAGCUGCUCCUCGCGAGAAGGGAGUGGAUGCUGAUAGCACCAACGGUGAAAUCAGUGGAGCUCAGCAAUUGCUUUACAAUCUUGCAAAGCAGUCCACGCCUUUGGGUGGCAGGCAUUGGAAGGCUUGCAAGACGCUUUCGGAGCCAACGCUUGCUUUUGAGAACAAGCUGUUGCAGGCUCCGCCCGUAGUUCUGCAUUCAUCGCAACGCUCGCGAACAUCUCGGGUGGUGAUGCCCCGCCUGAAGCCGGACGCUCAUGCAGGAACAUCCUGUCCAGACCUGCAAGAUGCGCCAGAAGCACCACAAACGAAUCAGGUAUUUAGGAGACGUCAGACGCGCUCUGUUUACGAACAGAAGCAGUUUGUGUACAGCCAGCGCGCCGGCAUGCUUCCCACCCUGAAGACAGCCUGUGCCACCGUCCCUUACUGGGGAGAUGAAAAGAGGCAAAGGUCCGACAAGCAGCGGCCACGGGUCCACAAAGUCUUGGCCCUCGGGAGGGACCAACUGCUGUUCGAGAACUUCGAGCGGAGCCGCCAAGGCCAAUGA
Molecule: messenger RNA, 996 nt
Organism: Symbiodinium pilosum
Lineage: Eukaryota; Dinophyceae; Suessiales; Symbiodiniaceae
Source: the annotation of a GenBank genome assembly